Paramecium sonneborni is the source of this 619-nucleotide messenger RNA. The record is from the annotation of a GenBank genome assembly. Lineage: Eukaryota; Ciliophora; Oligohymenophorea; Peniculida; Parameciidae.
AUAAAUUAUAAAAAUGGAUUUAUUUUUUGAUGAUCCAGCAGGUCCUAUUGAGACUUACAUAAUCCCUGAAGUUGCAGCUCAACCUUUAAUGUUUAAUGAUGCAGGUAUGGUAUUUUUGAAAUUAUUAAUAAAGCUAGAUAACAAUUUGAUAUGCCAAUUCUACUUAAUGCAGCAGUUAAUCUAGUGGUAUAUGUGCCAAAUUAAUCUUUACAUUAUAGAGUGCUGAAUAAUAAAUAAGAAGAGAUAAAUUAAAAGAGAUUGAGGAAGAAAGAAUUAAACUUAUAAGGGAAAGAGAUUAGGAAGAAAGAAUUUAAAAAUAGUAAAGAAAAGAGAGAGCUUAAUAAUAUUUAUUGCAGUUUUAAACGUAAUUUUUUAUAUUCUAUAUAAAGACAAUUGAAAAAUGAGAUCGAAGAAAGAAAAACUGCAAAUAAACAAACUUAAGAAUUAAAGUCUCAAAAUAAAAAUGAAUAUGUAUUAUUUAUUCAUGCUACUUAAGAAAAACUCUUGGGAUAAGGUAGCCUCUAAUAUUGAAUUGAAAGAUGGAUAAUAUCCUGGAGGAAAAGAUGUUACAAAAAUGAGAUAAGCCAUACUUAACAAGAGAAAAGACUUGACUAAGUGA